GAACGUGGUGGGCGUUUAAGAAAGGUCCCCGGAUGCAGUUGUGAUUGACUGUACACUGCUAAAAAGUUUCGCUCUCGUCGAGAGGUGCGUCUGCAGCCCGUGUGGUAGGUCGGUGUUAGGAAGGCAGCAGGACAGGAGACAGAAUGCAGAACGUAAAGUGUGUAGUGGUGGGGGACGGUGCCGUGGGUAAAACAUGCCUCCUCAUCUCCUACACCACCAACGCUUUCCCUGAGGAGUACAUCCCCACCGUGUUCGACAACUACAGCGCCCAGAUGACGGUUGAUGGCCGCAUCAUCAGCCUCAACCUGUGGGACACAGCCGGACAAGAGGAGUACGACCGCCUCCGCACUCUGUCCUACCCCCAAUCCAACGUCUUCGUCAUCUGUUUCUCCAUCGGGAGUCCUUCCUCCCACGCCAACGUCCGCCACAAGUGGCACCCGGAAGUGUCUCACCACUGCCCCAGCGUGCCCAUCCUCCUAGUGGGGACCAAGAGGGACCUGAGGAGUGAUGGGGACACGGUGAAGAAGCUGAAGGAGCAGGGUUUAGCUCCCACCACACAGCAACAGGGGAACAGCAUGGCUAAGCAGAUAGGAGCGGUGAAGUACAUGGAAUGCUCUGCUCUGACGCAGGAAGGGGUCAGGGAAGUGUUCAGUGAGUCAGUACGGGCCGUGUUGUAUCCCGUUACCAAAAAGAAUGCCAAAAAGUGUGUACUGUUGUAAUGGAGGGACACAGAUGGGGAGAAGGAGGGAGAGACAAUGACGGUGCAAGGUUGAGUUUGUUGGAGGAGAUGGACUCAGCCCCCAGGCCUCUCUGCCCCCUCUGCCUCUCUGCCCCCUCUGCCUCUCUGGCCCCCUCUGCCUCUCGGCCCCCUCUGCCUCUCUGGCCCCCUCUGCCUCUCU
Messenger RNA from Oncorhynchus nerka (sockeye salmon), 899 nucleotides. Its product is annotated as rho-related GTP-binding protein RhoG-like. Bases 144 to 719 code for a protein of 191 amino acids. Gene Ontology annotation, molecular function: GTP binding; GTPase activity; protein kinase binding. Gene Ontology annotation, cellular component: cell projection; cytoskeleton; cytoplasmic vesicle. The transcript is spliced from 3 exons. Lineage: Eukaryota; Metazoa; Chordata; Actinopteri; Salmoniformes; Salmonidae. The record is from RefSeq and is a predicted model, not a curated record. Gene Ontology annotation, biological process: small GTPase-mediated signal transduction; motor neuron axon guidance; engulfment of apoptotic cell.